AUGGUGAAGGCGGACAUAAAGAAGGAUUACUAUGCCGAUCUAGGCCUUGACCCGAAAGCUGAAGAUGAUGAGAUACGAAAAAAGUACAGGAAGUUAGGUCAAUCUAGGGGAACGCCAACACCUGCUGCGCAGCCGCGAAGACCUAGUGAACCAAAUGCCCAACACCACCCUCAAAGCUUUCCACACCCCGGCUCCUAUCCCGCACCUCCUUCUGCCGGAGCACAGAAAUACACAAGUUACGCGAAAGCAACUUCGCAAAAAUGGGACAAGAUCUACGAGGAUACGCGAACCAGGGCGGAUGCAUUCCGUGGAUUUAGGGGAAUGAAACCGAACGUCAACACAGGUGGAUGGUCAGGGUUCGAUCCAAGGACAGGCCGAUCCAACCAAUCAGGAUCAACUCCGCAACCCUCUCAACGCCCUCAAUCCGCAUAUGAGGCAUUUUUCAAUGCCCCAAAGGCAUCUCCGCAACGUGCACAAGCAAAGAAAAGACAAGGAUUUGCUCCCGGAACUCCAGGGGGAGAUGAGCCAAUGGCGCAGAAUACGUCAGCCUACGCCAGUUAUAAUAGGGACCGGACUUCUUAUUUUCAGUCUCAAUUUGAGUCCGCGCCUGCCCCGACGGCAAAGAAGUGGCCGCCUCAGGAAGAAUCGACAAAUAAUAAUAGUACCAUUCCAAAUCUCCAGAGAACUAGCAGUAAAUAUGCAACUGCUGGUGGGGAGAAAACAUAUGUAUCGAGUGCCGGAGUUGGGCGAUCUUCUAGUUCUAGGAAUUCGCCUUUUACUGAAUCUGAUUCUCGGCCCCGUACCAACCCACCAAGUCCAACCUCUCCCCGACCUAAUCGUGGAAGGCAUCACAGUGCCAGCCCGAAGUUGAAACCGAACCGCAACCGCAACCGGACCAUUUCGUCUUCUCCGUCACCAAGCGAUUCGGAGGAGGUUGAUAUAUCAUCCAGACCGAAACGGACUCCACGGAGUAGGAUGUUUGCGAAAACAGACCCUAUGACUAUGGAAACUGAUUCCGGACACCACCCAAACAACGUGGGAUUUAACCCUCAUGCCUCCCAUGGAUACGCUCCGGCUGCGAAAGACCAUCCACAGCAGGCCCCUACUACCGCAAAUAACCCACCGAAUCACGCGACUGGAAACCCUUCUGAAAAUUUAAGGAAGUCACAUAAGACUGAGAAUUCCAAUAAUAUGUAUGGCCCAUCUCCUAAGUCUUUCAUUCGCGAGUGGUCAGAAAGAUGGGGUUUCACUUCAUCGACCACCCCCUCUGAUACCCCUGACCAAUCAUUCCCACUUUGGGCUUAUCCGUCUAGCAUCCUACCCCAGCUUUCUAAACUUCCAAAUUGGAGAAAAGAAGAUCGGGACCAAAGUUUUGGGUUCCCAAUUACAGAUGAGAUAGCGCAUGACGGACCUCAACUUCAGAUGAACCCACUGGAUUCAACCCAGAAUAAGCAGACAAGGAUGAAAGCUGACCCAGUUUCAAUUCCCAGUUUUGGCCCGUUUGCAAGCAAUAACAUAACUCUCAACGGUAAACCCAAGAGCAGAAGUCAUGAAAGCAUCGACGUUACCUUCUCCGCCACCGAUUGGAGCGGCAAAUUUCAGCAUGCAACCGAAUUCUUCGCGCCGAAACCUUCAAGAGAGCCUCCCUUUCAACCCAAGCCGUCCCGCGCUCGCGGCAAGAGUAUAAGCAGGCCAAAUUCUACGACACAUCCUCGACCCUUCCCACCACCUGGGAGUACGAAUCAGAACCAAAGAGAUGAUUCCAAGAAGUCGUCCCAUUUUACGGAAUCUGGAUUCUCAGUCGACAAAUGGAAGGAGGAAGUUCUGAAAGCCGAUAUUUGGUCUAUUCCCCAUAAUGAACUACCUCACCAGAAUCCAACCCGACAGAAAAGUCCUCCAAAGCAACCGAAACCAGUCAUGAGGCGGAAGCAAACAAUACCCAAACCAGUCUCGGUCACGACAGAAUCAGAGGAGGCGGAAUCGACGCUAUCGCCUGGAAACACCGAUGAACCCAAAUCAGCUCCUGAAGGUGUUGAAGCAAUGGAUAUUGAUGAGGAGCUCCCGGCGAGCAAACCGCAACGACAACAUCCUGCAGCACCAAAUCCAAAAAUAGACUCAACAGUCAAACCUCCUAUUGCAGGCUCAACAAAACCCGCGCCAUCUCCUCCCCUAUCCAACAAUACCUUGAACCUAAAACAUCUCGCCAACGUUGCGCCAUUCACACCAACCAAUAGCACCGGCAUCAACGACCUCAAUGAUCUUAGCAGCACGCUCCCGUUCGAAUCUAGACCAAACGACAGCAGUGGUCCUCGACUAACUAUCCGUCCACAAGACCUCGCACUUCCAAAACCCCCAAGAGUUCCUCCGGUGCCUAAUUUCUCAGCUGCAGACCACCCCCACAAGGCUGAGGUACAGUUAAAGUGGGAACGUUACGUGACUGAAAUCAACGCAUACAUGCACGACUGGAACGUAUUCAACCGUACCAUGCUCGGUCACUUCAACGCAAGGCAGCAGACAGUCGAGACGGGGCUUGCGCCCAAUUGGGCCCGGGCAGUCGGUGACUCGGCACGGUUACGUAUUAACGACGGGGUUGAUUCAACAGUGAAAAAGGCCAACAAAACGACGGUGAAUAAUGAUGGCGCUGUACAAGAUGGCGAUGAUGACAACGACGCUGACGAUGAGCAGCUGGUUGCUGGGAGCGCUAAGGGGGGGUUUAAUGCCUACAUGCGAGGUGUCAAGGAGGAUUUUGUCGUAAGGCAACAUUGGGAGGUUGCGUGGGAACGCCACUUGGCAUGUUUGGAGACGCUGGAUGCGACACGAAGGUUCAUGAGGGGAGGAACCCGGCAGCGGCGCAUGUCAGCUGGAGGGGUUGUGGGAUAGUUCUGGCUCUCUAUACUUUUUGUCCCCUCGUUUGCUUUCGUGGAUAUACACUUUCUAUAAUGGGAAUUGGCACGCGUCGGGAUUUGGGAUAUGUACGAAAUCCGUACAUACCAUAGGGCAAUCUGGUACCGAUUUGUAUUGAAGGAAUAUACUCAUGGUUUACUUGGGGAGGGCUGGGAGAGGAGAUAACGUAUAACCGACGAUAUAGGGAGGAGAGUCAUUUACCAUCACGACGUUCAUAACAGGAUUGGACUGUACGAUUGGAAG
Messenger RNA from Histoplasma capsulatum G186AR, 3147 nucleotides. RefSeq names its product DnaJ domain-containing protein. The record is from RefSeq and is a predicted model, not a curated record. Bases 1 to 2880 code for a protein of 959 amino acids. Lineage: Eukaryota; Fungi; Ascomycota; Eurotiomycetes; Onygenales; Ajellomycetaceae. The transcript is spliced from 3 exons.